Messenger RNA from Wallemia mellicola CBS 633.66, 806 nucleotides. Its product is annotated as Di-trans-poly-cis-decaprenylcistransferase. The record is from RefSeq and is a predicted model, not a curated record. Gene Ontology annotation, molecular function: ditrans,polycis-polyprenyl diphosphate synthase [(2E,6E)-farnesyl diphosphate specific] activity. The transcript has 3 exons. Gene Ontology annotation, cellular component: endoplasmic reticulum; lipid droplet; membrane. NCBI's taxonomy places the organism in Eukaryota, Fungi, Basidiomycota, Wallemiomycetes, Wallemiales, Wallemiaceae. Bases 129 to 779 code for a protein of 216 amino acids.
AUCGUUCAAUAAUACCAAAUCAAACCUACGAUUUUUAUAAACGUGGUGCUGUAUUUGAUGAUUGGAAAUCUCGUAUAUUGAUUUCUGCAUUAAAACUUGGUGGUGUACCACAGCAUAUUGGAUUUAUCAUGGAUGGUAAUAGACGUUUUGCACGAUUACACAAUAUGCAAAUAUCAAAAGGACAUGAAGGUGGAUUCAUUGGUUUACGCCGCGUAUUAGAAUUCUGUCUUCGGUUGAACGUACGCUGUGUUAGUAUAUACGCAUUCUCAAUUGAGAAUUUCAGUAGAUCCCAAGAUGAAGUCAGUUCCUUGAUGGAUUUAGCGUCAACUAAAUUGGAUGAGAUCUGCCAACAUGGUGAUCUCAUAGAGCAACACAAUGUUAGGAUUUCCGUAUUGGGCGCUAAGCAGCUCUUAAAUGAUGAAGUACGAUCAAAAUUGGAAAUGAUAGAAAAGCGUACGGCUGGUAAUGAUGGUGCGAUAUUAAAUAUAUGCAUGCCUUAUACAUCAAGAGAUGAAAUGUCAUCAGCUAUGCAAGUAUCUGGGAGUGACAAGAAAGUAUACCAAAAGAACCUGAUGACGGCUAAUUCACCACCUUUGGACAUCCUCAUACGGACAUCAGGAGUGAACAGGUUCAGCGAUUACUUAAUGUGGCAGGCCUCCCAUCAAAACACAUUCAUACAAGUCGUUGAUGCAUUCUGGCCAGAUAUUGGAAUAUCUGAGCUCGUACCAGUGUUGCUAAACUGGCAACGUCUGAAAUGGUCUAAUAGUUUGUCAAAUUAGAUUUAUAUGAAUAUUUUUAUACCCGUG